AUGCCUAAAGUGGUUUCCAGGAGUAUUGUUUGUUCUGACACAAAAGACCAAGAAGAAUACAAUGAAACAAAACCACUGCAUAUUUACUAUUGUUUAUGUGGACAAAUGUCGCUAAUUCUGGAUUGUUCAUUAGACAGACUACCACUGCGACCAACAGACGGAGCCCGAGUCAUUGAUGGUUCAAAACACGCUCAUAAAAUCACUUCAGAUCCUGAUGAAACGAUUUAUUUAAAACGAGAGAAAGGUAUUGAAAGGCAAUACAGAUUAAAAUGUAAGAAGUGUUCUAUUCCCAUUUAUUACAAGCACGAUCAAGAAAGUAAUGUUGUUUUUAUACUAGAGGGUGCAUUAGUGCAGACUGUGGGUGAAGUAACAGACAUCUAUAAACAAGUGGCUUUAGUUCAACCAAAGAAAAUUAUGGUUACAAAACAUACUAAGAAUAUGGGUAAAUUCAGUUCGGUGACAGUUUCAACUAUAGACGAGGAAGAAGAUGAGAUAGAAGCAAGAGAAGUGGCUGACAGCUAUGCCAAUAAUGCUAGGAUUAUUGAAAAACAAUUGGAAAGGAAAGGAAUGAAUAAGAGACAGGCUGAAAUGCCAUCACAAGGUUCCGGUGAAAAAAGAGUUCGAGGGACUUUGAUAGACAAGUAA
This is a messenger RNA of Pieris macdunnoughi, 645 nucleotides long. NCBI's taxonomy places the organism in Eukaryota, Metazoa, Arthropoda, Insecta, Lepidoptera, Pieridae. The record is from the annotation of a GenBank genome assembly.